This is a messenger RNA of Phyllopteryx taeniolatus (common seadragon), 2684 nucleotides long. It is a transcript of the gene exoc7, whose product is annotated as exocyst complex component 7. The coding region runs from base 453 to 2618 and encodes 721 amino acids. The transcript is spliced from 21 exons. Gene Ontology annotation, cellular component: exocyst. The record is from RefSeq and is a predicted model, not a curated record. Gene Ontology annotation, biological process: exocytosis. Gene Ontology annotation, molecular function: phosphatidylinositol-4,5-bisphosphate binding. Lineage: Eukaryota; Metazoa; Chordata; Actinopteri; Syngnathiformes; Syngnathidae.
AAUGUCAGCAACUUAUGUUAGAGAAUUAUUUUUAAUCGUUUAAAAUGUACACAAGAGCGUAACAUGUCUGAAGUAGAGAAACGCUUCCUGUCGGAACAAAGACCAUCAUUGUUCUUUCAAAAUAAAAUUGGAUAUAAACACGCUACAACAAUUAGAAAUGCCUGGUCACAGAUAAUGAAUCGUACCAGCAGUUUCUUCACUUUUAAUUGAAAUCAGUUAAUUAGUUAAAGCAAUUAAGUAGCGUACCAUAAUUUUCAUAUCAAACAAACUUGUUUGACAUUGAAGUUGAACCCGGAAGCGUCUCAAACUCAAGCUAGCUUGAGCUGGCUAGCCAAUCACGACGCAAUCUUCGGAACAAAUAUUGUGGAAUUUAGUCAUCUCAGGGGACAAAUUUGUCGCUUUUAACCGUCAGGUGGUCUUCCUUGGAGGGGCGGGGGGGUGUUGUUGCCAAGAUGAUUCCGACCGAGGACGCGUCCGCCAGGAAGAGAGAAAUUGAGGAGAAACUGAAGCAGGAACAAGAGACGCUGUCAUUCAUCCGCGAGAACCUGGAGAAGAGUGAUCAGCUGACCAAUGGCAUGGUGUCCAUCCUGUCGUCCUUCGAGAGCCGCCUGAUGCAGCUGGAGAACUCCAUCAUUCCGGUCCACAAGCAGACGGAGAACCUGCAGCGUCUGCAGGAGAACGUGGACCAGACGCUGUCCUGCAUGGACCACGUCAUCAGCUACUACCACGUGGCCAAGGACACGGACCGCAUCAUCAGGGAGGGACCGACGGGCCGACUGGACGAGUAUCUGGCCUGCAUUGCCAAGAUCCAGAAGGCCGUGGAGUACUUCCAGGACAACAAUCCCGACAGCCCCGAACUCAACACCGUGAAAGGCCGCUUGGAGAAGGGCAAGGAGCUCCUGGAGGCGGAGUUCCGCAGCCUGCUGACCCGCUACAGCAAGCCGGUGCCGCCCGUCCUCAUCCUGGACGCCAUCGGCGCCGACGAGGAGCUGGACAUGCAGGAGGACGUGGUGCUCGAGCACCUGCCCCAAGCCGUCCUCCACGACAUCAUCUGCAUCGGCGGCUGGCUCGUGGAAUACGGACGCAAUCAAGACUUCAUGACAGUUUACUUCCAGAUCCGCUCCAGCCAGCUGGACCGCUCCAUCAAAGGUCUGAAGGAGCACUUCCGCAAGAACAGCGCCUCGUCCGGCGUCCUCUACUCGCCCGCCGUCCAGGCCAAGCGCAAAGACACGCCCACCAAGAAGCUUCCCAAGAGGCCCGGGACCAUUCGCAAGGCUCAGAACCUUCUGAAACAGUACUCACAGCAUGGGCUGGAUGGCAAAAAGGGGGGUACCAACCUCGUACCCUUGGAAGCAGGUUACGAUCACGACCCGCGGGUCAGACGCACCACUGACGCUCUGGCCGACAAGCACGGCGGCCCCCCAGGUAAAGAUGACGCUCUGGACGUGGAGAUGGACUCGUACAUCCACUGCAUCAGCGCCUUCGUCAAGCUGGCGCAGAGCGAGUACGCCCUCCUCAGCGAGAUCAUCCCCGAACACCACCACAAGAAGACCUUCGACUCGCUCAUACAGGAGGCCCUGGACGGCCUGAUGGCAGAGGGCGACAACAUCGUGUGCGCGGCCCGCCGCGCCAUCCUGCGCCACGACUACUCGGCCGUGCUCACCAUCUUCCCCAUCCUCCGGCACCUCAAGAGCAACAAGGCCCACUUUGACGCCACGCUGCAGGGUACGGCGGCGAGCACCAAGAACAAACUGCCCGCGCUCAUCACGUCCAUGGAGAACAUCGGGGCGAAAGCGCUGGAGGAGUUCGCAGACAGCAUCAAGAACGAUCCCGACAAGGAGUACAACAUGCCAAAGGACGGCACCGUGCACGAGCUGACCAGCAACGCCAUCCUGUUCCUGCAGCAGCUGCUGGACUUCCACGAGACGGCCGGCGCCAUGUUGGCCUCACAAGUCCUGGGGGACACUUACAAUAUCCCUUUAGACCCCCGAGAGUCGACUUCUUCAUCCAGCAGCUACACGUCGGACUUCAACAAGCGCCUCCUCAGCGCGUAUAUCUGUAAAGUUCUGGGAAACCUUCAGCUGAACCUGCUCAGCAAGUCCAAAGUGUACGAGGAUCCCGCUCUGAGCGCCAUCUUCCUCCACAACAACUACAACUACAUCCUCAAGUCUCUGCAGAAGUCCGAUCUGAUCCAGUUGGUGACGGUGACUCAGAAGCGAGCUGAGACUUCAUACCGAGAACUCAUCGAGCAACAGAUUCACGCGUACCAACGCAGUUGGCAGAAGGUGACGGAGCACCUGAGCGAGCGAAACCUUCCCGUCUUCCAGCCCGGCGCCAAGCUCAAGGACAAAGAACGGCAAGUCAUCAAGGACAAGUUCAAGGGUUUCAACGAGGGUCUGGAGGAUCUGUGCAAGAUCCAGAAGGGAUGGGCCGUGCCCGACAAGGAGCAGAGAGACUUCAUCCGACUCGCUCAGAGGAGAGAAGUCACGGACGCCUACGCCAGCUUCCUGCGCAGAUGCGCCAACCUGUCGUUCACCAAGAACCCGGAGAAGUACCACAAGCACCGUCCGGAGGAGGUGGAGGACAUGAUCGACAGGCUCUUCGACACGUCCGCUUGAGCGGCCGCCGGCCAAAUAGCGCAAGAAUCGCAUGUAAGCAUUAAAGCAAAUGUCCUUUCACUUCUA